UUGCGGCUUGUGCUUGGUUUAUCGGGGGUAUUCAGAGGGCUCCAGGAUUUUUAAGUGUUCGGGGCUUAAUUAAACCGGUAUUUAAUCCUUUCUUUGUUAUUUUUUUAUAUGAAAUAAAAUAAAAGCACACAAUAAAGUGGGUGGAAAUACGAGGUGGUGGCCGGUGAAAAAUGUGAGCUCGUCAAUAAAAAUGAUGUAGCUACAGCCCUGGCUACCGGCGGCGGAGUGAUAUCCUGGUGAUUCGCGUCGGGCGAAUUUCGCGGGGGCCCUCAGCUGUUUCCCGCCAAAGAUCGCCAUUACAAAACGCGUUCGGGCGUUGUGUUGUGCGCCGCCGGAGUGGCUCUCCCCCGUGGAUUAAAUAAUCUCGGUUACGCGCCGAAAAGGAGAAGAAAAAAAAAAAGAGAAAACAAAAUUUACCAUCGACUUUGUGCUUUACGAGAUAACCAACAAGACUGUUUAUUUUCGUUAAAUUUUUUGUUUCUGUAUUUUACCGUCACAUUCAAAUCGCGAGGUGGGGAUUUAUUUCAAGUGAAUCGGUUGGUGUUGUGCGGCGCUUCCUGGCGCCCUGAGGGCACGCCAAUACGGAUCAAUUCCGAGUAAUUGACCCCUGGAUUAAUUAAAAAAAAAACCGAGUGAAGUUGAACAUUUGAAACUGCUUAAUAGACCCAGGUGUUUCGGAUUGCAAGAGUUAUUAACUUGAGUGCAGUGGAUAGACCGAGAACAAGUGAAAAAAUCAUUUUUUUGGGAUUCAGUGGAGGAACAGAAUAUUGACGAUUUUUUUUUUACCACUCGUCUUUGUAGUUGCAGUUGUCCAAUAUCUUUGGAGAAUUGUGACGGGUUCUUUUCUUCUUUUCUUUUCAAUUGGUUGUUGGAGAGUUAUUUCGUCGACGACGAGCUAGUGAAAUUUAGUGAAAAGUGGGUGAGGAACGACGAGAUAUGUCAGUGUUUGGUGGUGACGAGAGGAUUCUGAUCGAGGAAAUUGUCGAGACUACCGAAGACCAGGAGACUGAGUUUUUCGGUACUGAGGAGUUGGACGAGAGUGGAUUGGCAACAGUGACACUUCUGGAAGUAACUGACAGCCAAGAGCAAGAUCCACUGUCCGAUACCGAGACUAAAGAGCAUAACGAUACUCAGGAGUGUGAUAAAGUGACACUUAGAUCGGGUAAAAACGUUGGUAGUCGUGGAAGUGGACAGAAUAAUUCAUUUGGCAGUGGUACAAGUGGUGAUACCAGUGGUAGAGUAACACAACGUACACAUAUGGAGCAGGAGAAACGGAUGAGGCGAGAAAUCGCCAACAGCAACGAGAGACGACGUAUGCAGAGUAUCAACGCUGGAUUUCAAUCGCUCAGAACAUUGCUGCCACAUCACGAGGGGGAGAAAUUGUCAAAGGUCAGUGAUUCAAUUUGGAACAAUGAUUUUUUUUUAAUUUUCCAACGAUUUUUCCAUGGCUAUUUCACAAUCAAUCAUUCGGGGAGAGAAAGUUCUUCUCUCAAUUGUUAG
Messenger RNA from Fopius arisanus, 1500 nucleotides. RefSeq names its product pancreas transcription factor 1 subunit alpha-like. Gene Ontology annotation, molecular function: RNA polymerase II cis-regulatory region sequence-specific DNA binding; protein dimerization activity; DNA-binding transcription factor activity, RNA polymerase II-specific. The transcript is spliced from 3 exons. NCBI's taxonomy places the organism in Eukaryota, Metazoa, Arthropoda, Insecta, Hymenoptera, Braconidae. The record is from RefSeq and is a predicted model, not a curated record. Gene Ontology annotation, cellular component: nucleus. Gene Ontology annotation, biological process: regulation of transcription by RNA polymerase II. The coding region runs from base 937 to 1500 and encodes 187 amino acids.